This is a messenger RNA of Pongo pygmaeus (Bornean orangutan), 2936 nucleotides long. It is a transcript of the gene UBE2J2, whose product is annotated as ubiquitin conjugating enzyme E2 J2. The record is from RefSeq and is a predicted model, not a curated record. The coding region runs from base 868 to 1647 and encodes 259 amino acids. The transcript has 7 exons. NCBI's taxonomy places the organism in Eukaryota, Metazoa, Chordata, Mammalia, Primates, Hominidae.
GGAAGCAGAAGCUAGGCUGGUUCCGCCCCGCGAGCGGCCAUCUUGGAGGCUGAGGCGGCGGCGGCGCUGCGGCGGGUUCGGUGGGCCCAGUCCCGGGGCGGUGCGGCUGUUUCGGGCGCGGCCCGGGGCUGCGGGGGACUCUGCGCGACGCUUUCCCGUUCGCGCCCGCCGCCCGCGGGGCCCCGGCCCGAGCCUGCCUGAGCGGAACCCGAGGUCGGUUACGGCGGGAUCCCGGAGCUCCGGGUCAGGGUCAAGUCGGGGACUUGACCACUCGGCCGAGUCUCCUGUCAGUUGGGACACUUGCGGCUGCCCCAGGACGGGCAGCCUCGAUCCUGGUUCGUCAAUGGGUCACGGGAGUCUGUCGGGGGAGGGCUACCGUUGAGCCCGCCGUCGCCUCGUCCCUGAACUGUUAGACUCCAGAUUGCCCCGUAAACCCCGAGAGAAAUGAGCGUGCCCGGGACUGUGCUUAGGGCCAGCGUUUCUGGGAAAUCCGGGCGGUGACAGUGGGAGACCGGAGUCUGGCUCCACCGCCGGCCGGCGGGAGUGAGACACGAGCCCGGAACAAGUCUAAGCUGCGCCGGGCCUCGCCAUCCACACCUGCCAAUUCCCUGCAUCCUUUCAGCCCCUGGCCAGGUGUCACCUCCUGGCCUCUUUUUCGGUGCCUGCCACUUAGUGCGUGUGUAUUUAACUCAAGUCCGGUUGCCAUCCUCUUGCCAGAUCCAGAUAGAAAGCGGCUGAAAGGUCGGGCCUCAGCCCGGUGGGAGGGCAGCGAAGAGUGUACAGCAGGCUUGGCUGGGGCAGGUCGGUGGCCCCGCGCCCUGCUCCAGGGGAACCAGACGGUGUAAUCUGGCUUCCGAAGAAAGGAUCAUGAGCAGCACCAGCAAUAAGAGGGCUCCAACCACAGCAACCCAGAGGCUGAAGCAGGACUACCUUCGCAUUAAGAAAGACCCGGUGCCUUACAUCUGUGCCGAGCCCCUCCCUUCGAAUAUUCUCGAGUGGCACUAUGUCGUCCGAGGCCCAGAGAUGACCCCUUAUGAAGGUGGCUAUUAUCAUGGAAAACUAAUCUUUCCCAGAGAAUUUCCUUUCAAACCUCCUAGUAUUUAUAUGAUCACUCCCAAUGGAAGAUUUAAGUGCAACACCAGGCUGUGUCUUUCUAUCACGGAUUUCCACCCGGACACGUGGAACCCGGCCUGGUCUGUCUCCACCAUCCUGACUGGGCUCCUGAGCUUCAUGGUGGAGAAGGGCCCCACCCUGGGCAGUAUAGAGACGUCGGACUUCACGAAAAGACAACUGGCAGCGCAGAGUUUAGCAUUUAAUUUGAAAGAUAAAGUCUUUUGUGAAUUAUUUCCUGAAGUCGUGGAGGAAAUUAAACAAAAACAGAAAGCACAAGACGAACUCAGUAGCAGACCCCAGACUCUCCCCUUGCCAGACGUGGUUCCAGACGGGGAGACGCACCUCGUCCAGAACGGGAUUCAGCUUCUCAACGGGCAUGCGCCGGGGGCCGUCCCAAACCUUGCAGGGCUCCAGCAGGCCAACCGGCACCACGGACUCCUGGGUGGCGCCCUGGCGAACUUGUUUGUGAUAGUUGGGUUUGCAGCCUUUGCUUACACGGUCAAGUACGUGCUGAGGAGCAUCGCGCAGGAGUGAGGCCCAGGCGCCAAGACCCAAGGCGCCACUGAGGGCACCGCGCACCAGAGCGUGACCUCGGCAGGCUGGACACACUGCCCAGCACAGGCAGACCCACCAGGCUCCUAGGUUUAGCUUUUAAAAACCUGAAAGGGGAAGCAAAAACCAAAAUGUGUGACUGGGCUUUGGAGGAGACUGGAGCCUCAGCCCUGUCCCGGCCACGGGCCGCUGGGGCUGGUGUGGGUGGGCCUCGUGUGCUGGAUUUGUAGCUUAUCUUCUGUGUUGUCUUUGGACCUGUUUUAGUAAACCCGUUUUUCAUUUUAUUAGAUGUGGUCACUUAGAAAUGCAAACUUGCUGCCCACCGCGGGCUGCUCCGGCGUUCUUGCAGCUCCCGGCGCGUUUCUCGGAGCUCCCGGCUCCUCAGCGGGUGGGAGCCUGGGGGCCCAGGGGUGGAGCUGGCGUCCGCGGGUGCUGGUCUGGCCUGGCCAUGUGGUGACGAGGCUUAGCGGGGCCAGUGACAGCCGUGGCUCAGGAUCCAUAAGCUGGGGUUUGGUCUCAGCAUUUACAAAUGUGUUCACAGUUAGAAUGAAACACAUUCCUUCUAGAAAGUGCUUGGGGUUUUUGCUGCCCUGGAAGCCAGGAGCCUGCUCACUCUGACCACAAGUCGCCCUUGACUGCGGCGGCUGCGAGCGGGGCGGGGGCUGCCGGUGCCCUCCGCAGGCAGGGCCUCCUAGGUACCCCUCGGUGCUGCAGGCUGGGGGGCCUCGGGUACCUGCAGAGCCUUUUCUCUGAAUUCCUUAUGUCCGGUGGCCCGGAAACCCGUCCUCCUGUGCUGGUGGAAGGCGGAGGACGGGAGUCCCUGCAGGAGGCCCUGUGCACUCGGGGGCCUCCCUCAUAUCCCGCGCCCCUGCGCUGGCCUUCACAGUAGGUAACGCCUCCGGCCCGGGUGUUCGCUGUCCACAGAACAUGGCAGAGGGGCACCCCGGCCCGGAAAGACGCCAGAGCCGGCAGGGGCUGUUUCGGGCCGCGUGGCUCCCCGGGUCGCGGCCAUCUCCCCUCUUCUGCGUCUGUUCCGUGACUUCGCCCGGGUGGGAUGUGCCGUGGGUGCAUGGCGUCGAGGUGGGGCACGGCCGCCGGCAAGAAACCCACCCUGUCCGGAGGCGGGCGUGAGACAAGCCCAGCCCGCACGCGCUCAUCUUUCUUCGUUUUUUGAUCAGUUUAUUCAGAAUUGCUCUAUAAUUUACCAAUUGUAUGUAUUUAACCUAUUCUUGUGGAAAAAAAAGGUCUUUCAUUAUAUCUUUAUUUCUGAA